Messenger RNA from Drosophila subobscura, 4777 nucleotides. RefSeq lists its product as uncharacterized. NCBI's taxonomy places the organism in Eukaryota, Metazoa, Arthropoda, Insecta, Diptera, Drosophilidae. The coding region runs from base 463 to 4515 and encodes 1350 amino acids. The transcript has 4 exons. The record is from RefSeq and is a predicted model, not a curated record.
ACUUCUGUUCCGCGUAUUUUGUCAACAUAUUUUGUGUGCGUGUUUAUUGCAUUUUAAAAAGGUUUUUUCGUUUCGGUAACUGUGAGAAUCAAUGUGGAUUUUGGUGCUUAUUGUUCCGUAGUUCUUUGCUUUGGCUUUUGUCAGCUUGUUGUGCUUGCUUUAAUGCAAUUGCUGCGCUCAGCGAUACAUUCUAUACAGACAUACAGCUUAUUUCGUACAGCAGUGCAUCAGAUAUGGUUUUAUUUUCAUGUUCAGUUGUGCUGUUUCUCUGUCUCGUGAACUCGUGCAGCAGGACUUGCCGGCUGACUGCACACGGCGAUCCUGCCACCACCUGGCACCACCUGCCACAUUCCCUACGAGAAACAAGGUUUGCCCACAGGCACCACCACACAUUCGAGUCUCAGACCAGAAAAUACUCCAAUACUCAGCGGAUCCUGCGGGAGGAUUGCGUGGGGCAGAAGAAUGAAGACCCGCCAUGUGCCAAACAGCGUCCAAGCAGCGUCCGCCAUGACAUCGACAACGGCCUCGUACCGGGCCAAACGGCGCAGCCGCAGCGAGGAUGAAAGCCAGGAGACCUGCGAGCGCGAAAGGCGACACGAGGCCCACGUCCGCGAGCGGCAGGAGGAGGUGAAACGCACUCGAGCUGCCACGGCGGCGGCACUGAGGUCGCGCCAGCAGCAGCACCACCAACUGCAGCAGCUAUCGGCGCGCAACAGCCAACGCUGGCCAAUGGUGGACCCCACCCCCAGGGGCACGAAGAGCGAGCGAGCGCCGGUGCUGGUGCCGGAGAAGCCAGCAAGCAAAACAAAACCCGCGGCAACCAAGAGCAAGCCAAAGGCCAAAGAAAAGCCAUUGAAGGCAGUGAAAGAGCGUGGAGAAACCCCGCCGAGAGAGCAGCAGACGGAGAAGGAUCCGCUUUGGAGCGAGGAGUUGUUAUUAGAUGAUAGCAGGAUCUGCGAGGCGGACAUGCGCAGAAUAAUGAAGGAGCAGCAGCAGCAGCAGCAGGAGCAGGAGCAGUCGCUGGGUCAUCAGACGCAGCCGCAGCCACGGCCAGCAGACUCCCAGCUGGCCUUGGCACUGCAUAGCCUGGUGGCGGAAUUUCUGCACGCGGAGAACUAUCAGCUGGCCCUCUCGGUGUUCUGCAACGAAAAUCCACAACGGAGGGGCGAUCACGGCCUGGGGGCGGCGCACAGCGAGUUCCGCUUUAGCCAGAACGAUGUGCAGGACGUGCUGGGCGCUGUGCUCGCUGGAUGGGGCGACACCACGGAGACGCUCAGUGUAGCGGUGCAGCGCAGCUACUACCAGGAGCAUGACCAGAGCCUGCUCCGAGCUUUGCUGCGUGUCCUGAUGGAUGCCAAGCAGCAGAAGCAGCAGCAGUUGAAGACCAAAGGGCCACCAACGGAGGAAAUGGAACUCGCGGAGGAGGCCCGUUCCGUGUUGAUUGGCCCGCGCCUCUGCGAAAGCAUUCACUCCAUGGAGCAGCGGCUGAGAGAGGUGAUGCGGCACAUGAUCCCGCUCUCGACUGCAUGUGCCCCGCCCGUGGAUGUCGUCAGCGAGGAGGAUCUCGAGGACUUGCUGCUGCUCGAGCUGGAGGAGCGAGAUCGCCUGAUCGAGGACGGGCACAAGCUGGAGCCAGGAGAGACUGCCCUACUGCUGCCAGACCUUCAUCCACGCAACCAGUUGACGGCCCAGCAGGAGGCGGACAACCUAAUGGUCGCCGCAGCUGCUGAACAGAUCAAGGAGCCAGUGAUGCAUGUGAAUAUGCCGCCGCUGCCGCAACUCUUUGCGCAGCAAAUCGGUUACAUGGCCACCAUUCGCCAGAGCGUGGAGCGGAUGCUGCGCAGCGAGAAGCAGCCACAGCCGAACAACCUGUUCGCCAGCUUCGAGCAGAUGGACCAGCUGGUAUCGGAGCUGUGCGUCAAUGUCAGCCUGCUGGUCAACAUGGUCAACAUGGCGAUGGAGCAGGAGCAUGCGGUGGGCAGGAACGCCGGCUUCAAGCUCGGCUACCACGAGGGGUUUGGCCACGGCCACUUCUUGGCCGCUCAGGAGGCCGCGAAGUUACCCCUGAAGGAGCAGUUGGAGCAGCAGCCUGAGGAGCGGCCCACCCAAACCAUACCAACCCGGGAUGUGGCUGUCCAGGCCAAGGCAAUUCGCAGCAAAAAUGUCUCCACGCAGACCAAGAAAAAGAUGGUUCAGCUGCUGGUGCCAGAGGAGGAGCUCCAAGUGGAGGCUCCCAUGGAAAUCCCAGUGGAGGCGGCUCCAAAAGAGCAGCAGUGGGAAGUGGCAACACAAACGAUAAUGGGCCAAGUGCCUGUGGCUGUGGCUGCCACACAAACAAAGAAGAUGCCGCAGACGGGAACCUCAGGCCAAGUGGCUGUGGCUGCAACCCAAACAAUCAAGAGCCAAGAGGCUGUGGACACUGCAACCCAAACGUUGAAGGCGGAUCAGGAGAAGGACCAAGUGGCAAGGGGCACCCAAACGAAGGCGACGCCAUGCAAAAGGACCUACGAAGAUUGGAUCGAGGAGAUGCUGCGCAGUGCCAGUGGCAAGGUCUUCCUGAAGCGCGUCGAGAUGUCGCUGAAGAAGGCCAACGAUCUGCAGAAGCAGCAACUGGAGGAUCUCUACCAAGUGAAAAUGAAACAUCAGGCCGAGAUGAUGCAGCUGAGCCAACGACAGAGCUCCUGGCGGACACUUUGCCGCCACAUGGACUCGGAUACGUCUGUCGAGGCACGGGAUUUGGUGCACAAGAUCUUCAAUCUGCUGGAGCACUACGAGGCCCAUCAGCAGCUGCUAACCGAACAGAUGAAGGCAACGGAGUUGGCUGCCGAGAAGGCGGUGCGCUUUGUGCCCGUGUUCAACGAUAACAAUGGAACAGACAUUCCCAUCUGCACCUCGGCAGCGUCCACACCUCCUACCUCAAGUCGUUCUAAGUCAACAGCAGUGGCUGCUGCUGCUGCUGCUGCUGCAUCUCCCUUGGAGACACCGCGCUCUGCCCAACAGCAGCAGAUGGUGCCAGCGGCGCCGACAAUUGUUGUGGUGCCAGCCUCGCACAGGCCCAACGUGCAUACUGUGGCUACCAAUACGCCGCGCGCCAUGUCCUCGCCGCCUGAGCAAACAACUUCGCCAUAUCCAGCAUCGCCUAAUACUUCGACUCAGGCAGCCUCGUCUCAGCCAGCUUCGUCGCGUCGAGCCUCAUUGCGUAGAGUGCCAGCAUCGUCCUAUCCAGCAUCACCUCAUCGUGAGUCGUCUUACCAAGCUUCAUCCCAGGCAGCUUCGUCUUAUCGAGUGCCGCCAGAACGAGCUUCACCUCAAGCAGCUUCAUCUUCAUCCACGUCUCAGGCAGCACCAGCAGCAGCUGUUGCGAGCUUUGAGAAUGCUUUGGCCAGUGCCAAGAGUCGCAUGGAGCAGCUGGAGGAGGAGAGUGAGCGGCUCGAGCAGAAUUUUCUCGACUAUCUGGAGCGCUCACGACAAACGUUGCCGGAGCAGCAGCUGCCGCCGCCGCCCAGUGUAUCCAAAAAGAAGAAAAAAUGCUCGAGACGGAAGUUUGAGGAUGCGUCGACUCUGUUCGAAAUAGAGGAGCUCAAUGAGCAGCAACAGCAAACGCUGACAAAGAAUGAGAAUGAGAACGAGGUGGAGCCAGAGCCAGAGCCAGCCAGCUAUCAGUUCAUUAAUACAUUAAAUGUGGCCAGAAAGAAGCUGCUGGGGGAGCACUGUCAGCCCGCAAAGGAGGCAACGAAAGGUAUAAGCCGUGAGUUGGCGCAGGUGCAGGAGCAAACGCAGCAAAUUCUCUACCGCAUGCGGACAGAGCACUCGCAGAGCACCACGCACGACCACCUACUGCCGGAGAUCACGUCCGACUCGAACAGCAGCAGCAGCGAUGAGCUGGAAGUGCUCAUGCGUCGGGCCAUGCACGCAAUGAAGUUGAACGAAGAGCAGUCUGCACGUCCAAACUUGCAGCUGCUGGACUACAGCACCAGCAGCACCCUCACCAGCGGCAGGAGCAGCCGGAACAGCGCUGCCAGCGAGAUGUUCCAGCCAAAGGCUGCCGCCAGCAGACAGUCAGCGGAUAAGGAUGCAGCAACGUCGCCGAGCGUACGGCUGCAGCGAUCCAUGGCCAAGAUGCAGGAGCUAUUUGCAGGCGCUGGAAUACUAGCACCAGAGCAUAGAGUGCCACUGCCACUGCCCAGAGCCACAACCGAUGCCACAAGGCCCGUCAGUGCACCCUCGCCUGGUGGGACGACUAGAGCAGCAGGCGGUGGUAAAAGCCGCCCACACACGGCACCCACAACGCAACAGAAGAAACAGCAACAGCAGCAACAGUACUUCCCUGCAACCAUCGAGGAUGGUUUCAACGUGAGCUCCUCCCAUGGCAGCAGCAAGAGCUCCGUGGACAGCAGCAGCUACGAGGGACGGGUGCUGGAUCAUCUGUUUGACAACACGACAGCGAACCAGCCACUGCCAUCCAGUCCGGAGAUCCUGCACAGCCGCAACUUCUGGAAACGACUGAACCUAUGAGACCACACAUACAGAUGGUGCCCUUCCUUGGUAGAGUAGAUAAAUGUGCCACUCAUUUCCAAGCCAAAAGUCUUGAAGGGGAUUUUAUUUUGUAGUUAGAUGGCAGACAGCUUGAUGGGAUGGGAAGUCUACAGUGUGGAGGCGCUUGGAGUCUUCAGUGCUGAUGUCUAGACCGCUGUGCCAUUGAUCAGAUCGUAGGGAUCGAGAUUCUGGCCAAAGAGACUCGCAUGGGAGCGUCGACGCUCUCGCUCGAUCUCGUCCA